AUGGAGGAUGAUAAACGUUAUACCCGAAAACGAGAGAGAUUUAAAGUCUAUACAUGGAAAUAUAAAAAAACUAUUACACCUAUCGCAUCUUUCGUUCUUCUAGUCAACCAAAUUUUCGGUUACGGUAUGGAUAUAAUUCCAUCAGUUGUGCAGGAGAAUGGUUGGAAAAGGGUAUUCCUAGUCAACUUGUUAACCUGUGUUUUUAUCUCAUUUUCAUCACUAAUGCUGUUAAAGGCUAUUACGCUGAUUCCUAACAACAGUAACUUCCAACAACGCAUAGAAUAUAACACUUUGGUACGGUAUUACCUAUCAGACGUGACCUUUAAAGUAGUGUCAAUCGUUCACUACGUUGGAGAUUUCUGUACUAUAAUAGUUGGGAUAAUUACAUUUUCCAAGUUAAUAGAUCUGAUGUUAAUUAAGUUGACAGGGUUUACAGUAAUUUUACAGUUGUAUCCUGAGUUUACUGUACGCCGUAUUGGCGCUAAACUUUUCAUGUAUAUUUAUGAAGCUGUGGAUAUGGAGUAUAAAUUUGGUAUCUUUGGAAUCACUCUUGGAUAUUUAAUUUGUUGUCUAAUUUGUGUUAAAUUAGCCUCGAGCUCACUACAGGAAACUACUAAAUAUCAUAUGGUAUCUUUUUUCGUAUUACUUGUGUCAAUUGGUACUUUCACGGUAUAUAACGGGGCACAGUCUAGAUCAAUCCCUAGCUCUCAAAAGGUAAACGGAAAAUCCGGGAGUCUAGUGAACAUAGUAUUGAUAUUUGUGGAAAAUUAUAAUAUCAGUAGUAUACUCCCGACCUGGGCUAAUGAGAUGAGAAAUGAUGUAAAUCCAACCCAAAUUGUCUGGAUUUCCUGUUUAUUCUCGUUUUUAGUUUAUUUAUUAUUUGGGAUUAACAAGGCGUAUGCUGUUACAGGGUCAAUAUUUGACGACAUGAUUAACAGUAAUAGAAAUCCUUUAAUUAACACUUGUAUAGUAUUAUUCGUACUGCUUACAAUUAUACCUGACGUUGUGUUUAAUUGCAUUUCCAUGAGGUAUAAUUUGAGGAAUCUCGGAUAUGAACGGCACUUCUUCGUGUCAUCCGUGUUGCCAUUUUUAUUCUCAUUUUUACUACUUAAUAAUAGUUUGUUUCAAGGGUUUCUCAGCUACGUUAACGUGUUCACUCUCGUGACUUGUAAUUAUAUUAUUCCGAUAACUUUAUACUUGAUUUCUAAUGAGGAGGAGACGGAAAAGGGAGAAAAGUUUGAGAGGAAACGGAAUGUAAUUAAUAGAAUUAUCAAGACCAUUUCACUCCUGUCAAUGACGUCAACCAAUUCAAUAGUGAAGUCUUUUUCCAAAAAUUCCCUACUCAAAUCCUUUUCCAGGAGUUCACUACUCAAAUCCAUGUCAAACAGUUCACUACUCAAAUCCUUUUCCAAGAAUUCUCUACUCAAAUCCAUGUCAAACAGUUCACUGCUGAAAUCCCUGUCAAAAAGUUCAUUGAUGAAGUCUUUGUCGAAUAGUUCACUUGGGAAAUCGUUGUCAAGUAGUUCAAUUGCCUCUUCAAUUGCCAGAUCAAUCUCCUCCAACUCCAUCGCAAACUCCAUUGCCAGAUCCAUGACCAAAACCAUAACAAGUUCUAUGACCAAAACUAUAACAAGUUCUAUGACCAAAUCUAUGAGCAAAUCAAUGAGUAAAUCUAUGAGUAAAUCUAUGAGUAAAUCUGUGUCAAAAUCUGUAUCAGGUUCGAUAUCGAAAUCUAUGAGUGGGAACGAGUUGAAGGAGGAGAAGAUAAAUUAUGAAUCAUUUAAGAUAAUAAGAAAUUCGAAGGAUUUGUAUAGUAUAAAUCAUGACUUGUUUAACGCUAUAAACAGGCCCUCGAGGGUAAUUUACACCAAUGAAAUUAGUUACUCGUUUGUAACAAAGGGAAGCGACGAGAGUCUCGCAGAGACUAAAAAUAACAAGUGGUUACUCUCAGAACGUAUCGUCGUGUUUCCAAAGUGUAUCAACAAGUAUCACCUCCUAAUCUCCAAAUCAAUGCUAACCAUCGUCAUUCUCAUAGUCAUCCUACAACCAAUACUUUUCAUGAAAUUCAAUACCUAA
This is a messenger RNA of Theileria parva strain Muguga, 2076 nucleotides long. RefSeq names its product putative integral membrane protein. Bases 1 to 2076 code for a protein of 691 amino acids. NCBI's taxonomy places the organism in Eukaryota, Apicomplexa, Aconoidasida, Piroplasmida, Theileriidae. The transcript is spliced from 2 exons. The record is from RefSeq and is a predicted model, not a curated record.